Chelonoidis abingdonii (Abingdon island giant tortoise) is the source of this 1900-nucleotide messenger RNA. RefSeq names its product potassium two pore domain channel subfamily K member 17 (gene KCNK17). Lineage: Eukaryota; Metazoa; Chordata; Testudines; Testudinidae. The record is from RefSeq and is a predicted model, not a curated record. Gene Ontology annotation, cellular component: plasma membrane. Gene Ontology annotation, biological process: potassium ion transmembrane transport; stabilization of membrane potential. Gene Ontology annotation, molecular function: outward rectifier potassium channel activity; potassium ion leak channel activity.
AUGUGCAGGGCGCAGGGGGAUGCUGUGGCCGGGUGGCGCGGGCGGCGGCUGCCCGGGACCGUGCUGCUGCUGCUGGCUUACGUGGGCUACCUGCUGCUGGGCAGCACGGCGUUCUGGGCGCUGGAGGGGCCCGCCGAGCGCCAGUCGGCGCAGCAGCUGCUGCAGGGCAAGUGGGAGCUGCUGGGCAAUUACACGUGCCUGAAGGGGCCGGCCCUGGAGGGUCUCAUUCAGGGUAUCAUCAAGGCCUAUAAGAGUGGCCACACCCUCCAGGGAAACUCCACCAGUCUGGGGAGAUGGGACUUAGUCGGUUCUUUCUUCUUCUCCAUCUCUGCGAUAACCACCAUCGGCUAUGGGAACCUGAGCCCCAACACUGUGAGUGCUCAGAUCUUCUGCAUCUUCUUUGCCCUCUUUGGGAUUCCUAUGAACCUCAUCCUCCUGAGCCGGAUUGGGCAGCUGAUGCUGUCUGGGGUUCAGUGCUGUGCCAAGCGCCUGGGGGAGAAGUUGCGCUGGCAGGAGGCAGCAGCCAUACUGACAAGGACCUGUGCGCUGGUGACUGGCUUUUUGCUGUUCCUCCUGCUACCCCCAUUUCUGUUCUCUGUGAUAGAAGGCUGGACCUAUGCAGAAGGAUUCUACUAUUCCUUCGUUACCCUCAGCACAAUAGGCUUUGGAGAUUAUGUGAUUGGGAUUAACCCAGACCUUACCUACCCUUCCUGGUACAAGAUCCUGGUAUCUGUGUGGAUCCUCUUUGGGAUGGCCUGGCUGGCCCUGGUCAUCAAUCUGUGCAUCAGUUUGCUAGAGAACUCUAGUGACCUCUGCCAGUGCGGCAAGAAGAAGAGCAAAGAGUUGGACCAGGAGUUAAUGGAUUGUAACAAAAAUAGCAGCCCGAGCCCUGUUGAUGUGGAGAAUGGCAGCAGCAAGGACACAAAACCUGAAGGUGCAAACUGAAUGGAAUGCACAAAGCUCCUCUGAGACAAUGUGAGCUUUGCAGAAGGAACAUCUGAUGGACCAGUCCUCUUUGGUGUGCCAGGAGUUGUAGCACCGUUCUGCUUAGAAUGCUUGGCGUAGAGUUCAGCCAGACGGCAGAACUGAGUUUGGGGAGACUCUACUGUGAAUCAAGUGAUUGAAAUAAAAUGUUGCAUUUUCAUAUUGUGAGAGAGAGAAGGGAAAACCAAAAGCACUUUUUAGUGCCAGUGGUUCCAGGGCUUAUUUCAUCCCAACGCUUACAAAGUCUGCUUUUGAUCUGGACACAGACUGGAUUGUAAAUAGUUUGAUAAAUGGGAAAAUCUGAAAAAAGAAAUUGUUGAGAUUCUCAUGGUAUAAAGACCACAGUGGUCUGUGUGUUCCUGUUAGCCUACUGGCAUAUGCACUAGUACCUCCUGAUGGAUGGAAUGCUAGAACUGCUCAUGUGGCAGUCUGUCAAGCUCAUGAGACUGAUCAAGGGGUUUCCUGUUGAAAUAACUCCCCAGAAAUUAUUUGUACUGCUUAAAAAGAGCUUAUGGAGUCUAGUGCCUGGUACCCUUUGGAUACACGUUCCCAGUCUGCUCAUUCAGUCUUUCCUGCUGUGCUACCAGCAUCCUAAAUCGUGCAUUUUGAAAAUCUGGUCUUUUAGGCCAGGUUUCAGAUUUUGGAUGAGUCACCCACUGUCUGCAUGGGACCCAUGUUCAAGAAAAGCAAUGGGCAGAAGAGAAUGUGAUGGAUGUAAAAGAUAGUCUUUUGAGGUAGAGGGUUCAGCAUUUAGAAAUAUAGAGGGCCAGAAGUAUGACAAUACAGAUACUUGAGUUGUUCAGUCUCCCAGGGUCAAAGGUCCUGGAGUGCUUCCAAAAAGUGGAAGCUAUGACUGUCAAGCGUUUUAAAAAAAUUAAUCGUGAUUAAUCGCGUGAUUAAAAAAAAUUAAUCAUGA